AUGAUGGAAUAUCCUCCACAAUAUCAGCAACAUACUCAACAUCCUCAUAUGCAAGGCGGUUAUCAAACGUCGCCUCAGAGUGCCGGUCCCGGUUCUCUCCAAUCUCCUUCCGGCCCUCAAUCGCAUAUGCAACAUAACAACCCCAAUCAAGCCUCUCCCAUUCUCCCUUCCCAAACCCAAAACCAUUAUCAACCUCAAUCGGCCGGUGGCGUUCAUCAAUCAAUGGCCUAUCCACAAUAUGGGGUGGGAACUGGGAUGACACAAGGUUAUGGGAUAUCGCCCACUCAGGCUGCGGCGAUGGCUACUGCGGCGGCAUCAGGACAAAUGCCGCCAUUGCCUUCCACAGUUUCCAUGCCGCAGGCGUCUCAAAUGGGUCAACAGAGGCGUAUGAGCCAACAGAUCACCAGCCCUCAUGGUCAAGUCUCUCAGCCGGUCAUGAAUCAUAACAUGCCUAGACAAUCUGUUCCUCCCGCCAUGCCUCCUCCUCAACAACCUGUUCAGGCUCCCCAAGAGGAAAUUGUCGCUGGAGGCGCUGAAGAAUCUCCUCUAUACGUCAAUGCAAAGCAAUUCCACCGCAUUCUCAAACGACGGGUGGCUCGACAGAAACUGGAAGAGCAGUUAAGACUUACCUCCAAGGGUCGGAAGCCUUAUCUGCAUGAAUCCAGACAUAAUCAUGCUAUGCGACGACCUCGUGGACCUGGAGGUCGAUUCUUGACGGCUGAUGAAGUUGCUGCCUUGGAAAAGGGUGAAGGUGGUCAAGGUGGCGAGAAUGGUACCCCGGCUACCAAAAAGACCGAGAAUGCAACUUCCGGCACCAAGAGAAAAGCGGGAGCUGUGGAUAAUGAGACACCCGUGAAAAAAUCCAAGGUUGCUAGCGAGAGUGCAGAGGAAGAAGAUGACGAGGAUGGCGAGGAAGAUCUGGGCUGA
Molecule: messenger RNA, 927 nt
Organism: Rhinocladiella mackenziei CBS 650.93
Lineage: Eukaryota; Fungi; Ascomycota; Eurotiomycetes; Chaetothyriales; Herpotrichiellaceae
Exons: 2
Coding region: 1-927 (308 amino acids)
Biological process (GO): regulation of transcription by RNA polymerase II
Cellular component (GO): CCAAT-binding factor complex
Molecular function (GO): DNA-binding transcription factor activity, RNA polymerase II-specific; RNA polymerase II cis-regulatory region sequence-specific DNA binding
Source: RefSeq, a predicted model, not a curated record